GAGCAUUUCGUGUUUUUUUUUUUAAUUAUCAGAAGCCGCUUCUUUUCUUCUCUGUUUGUUAUCUCUAUCAAUUUUCUUUUUCACUUUCUCGGAAAAUAAAAGAAAGCAGAGAGAUUUUCCGGGAAAAUUCCACGAGAUUUCUCAAUACUGAAAUGUGUUGAAGUUUUUGUUGAAGACAGCCUUUGAUUUUGUGUUUGUUUUGUGUGAUUGGUUCUCUGAAAUCACUGUGUGUGUGGAGCUGAGAGAUACAUUUCAAGAGGUUUGAAGGGGUUUCCAGAAGGAUUUGAAGUGGAUUUGGCUUUGAUUUCCGAGCUGUUCGUUAAGAUUUGCUUGAUUCAUUGCAGAUUAGAGAGAGAAUGAUUGUUCAGAGGUACAUUUCUGGGAGAUAUUGAAGCAAUUUUUUAACGACAUCUGAACUACAGAGAUCAGUUUCUGGGUUUGAAAGAUCGGAAUAUAAACGAAUUCCGACCAUUCAAGCUUUGAAAUGUCGUCAUUUUCUUAGAAAUCAACUAUAAAUUUCUAUAUCCACAAUCUCAAGACUCGAAAAUCGAAGCUUUGGUUGAAUUCACGGUGUUGUGGUGGCAAAUCUGCUAUCAAUUCCAAAAAACUGAAGAGAAAUUCAAACUAAAAAAGGUUUGCUAUAGGAGAGGAAAAAAGAGUGAUGGAGAAGAAUAAUUAUAACCACCCCCACAACAAUCGAGAAAGACUAGGAGUAUUAGGUGGUGGUGGUGGAGAUCAUGGAUUGUUGAGGUCCAUAACACAUCCGCCGGAGACACGAUCGUCGGCGACGGCGGCGGCCACCACGACGUCGUCGGACUUUGUUUUGCAGUGGGGGAACCGGAAGCGGCUCAGGUGCAUGAAGAUGCAGGCCAAGGACCGCAACGCCGACUCGGCGUCUGCGGCGGUUCACCGAACCACGGUUCGAGUGGACCGCCGGGUCGUCAGAUCUGAUACCAAUAAUGAUGCUGCUUCCCAUCAACCGUUGUCGACAACGACGGCAAUUAAUGGGAAUGGUUAUUUGAAUCUCCGGCAACGCUCUUCGUCGCCUUCUCAUCGCAUUCUGAGGAAUUCAGAUAGUUCGAUUGCUAUGAAGUGCCACAGCAACGGUGCGAGGGGGUUGUCCUCUCCUGACAGGGGGGUUGCGCAGGAUAAGAGAGGUGCGCAUCAUAACACCACCACCAACCACCACCUUAUUAAUCCUAGUGCUGCUAAUAAUGAUAAUAAUGGCGGUGGUGGGGGGUCGGGGUCGUCGGAGACGGCGCACGAUAGCAAGAAAGGAGGAGGAGGGACGUCGUCGGGGGGAAGCGAUGCGAUCCCGGCGGUGUGGCCACCGAAGUUUGUGAUCGCGCUGACGAACAAGGAGAAAGAGGAGGAUUUCAUUGCGUUCAAAGGAUCAAAGCUGCCUCAGAGACCCAAGAAGAGAGCCAAGUUCAUUCAACGCACCCUCAAUUUGGUAAGCCCCGGUGCGUGGCUAUGUGAUCUGACCCUAGAGCGAUACGAGGUCAGAGAGAAAAAGAUCACCAAGAAGCAGAGACCAAGAGGGCUAAAGGCUAUGGGUAACAUGGAAUCUGACUCGGAAUAGAAGAAACUGUUGUGGGACAACAAUGGUAGUGUUGUCUGGAUAGAGGUGACAUAUAAGAGAAGACGAUGAAGACGACGGUGAUGAUAGUUUUUAGCUAUUUUUGUAACGAUGUGAUAUUAUUUUGCAUUGAACGUUUGUAUUUUGUGUCACCUUUCAUCUGGAGAAGAAAUGAUUCAGACAAAAUAUAUAGUUCAAUCCCAUACUGAGUACUGUCUCUCUUUCUUCUUUA
Messenger RNA from Camellia sinensis, 1811 nucleotides. RefSeq lists its product as uncharacterized. NCBI's taxonomy places the organism in Eukaryota, Viridiplantae, Streptophyta, Magnoliopsida, Ericales, Theaceae. The record is from RefSeq and is a predicted model, not a curated record.